AUGAGGAUGCCACUGCCUCCCUCCCCAACUAAGGCCCCUUCGUCUGCAGCCUCCUGCAACUGCCCUCAUCGACGUCCCUCGAGAUCUCACGUUGCCAGUCAGAGUCCUUUCGUCCAGCGCGACCCCGACCCUCCAUUGCUCUCGAUGCAGCAGCAUGAUACCCCUGGGGCUGACGCGCCUGCCCAUUCUCCAAACCCCACUGCUGCUGCCACCUGCGUGCCCGAGUCUUUUGCGGAGUCCACUUCUUCUCCCGAAUCACGCCAUGGGAGACCCGGGCUGCCACAUCGUAGCCAACGGCAGAGCAUGCACACCCUAGAUGAUUUGCGGAAGCACAUGGAGGGGAUCUCUGUCUCUCACUCCCGUUCUAACUCUUACACUUUCAACACUGGCGCGCCUCCUGAUUCGAGCCAGGGUAUGAAGUCGCCUCGCAAAACCAAGAGAACCAUUCAUUCUACGCCCUCAUCGCCCUCUAACACCCCAAUUCCUCCAGCUUCAUUCUCAAAGUCCAGCGGCCACACUGAUUCUUCUUCCUCGUCCCGGACGAUCAGAUCGCCCAAGCAGACCGAUCAUUCUGAAUUAUCUGCGUUUCCAUUCCCAACGCCUUCAUCCUUAGCCACUUCUGUAGAUCAUUCUCUCGACCCCUUCGCUGAUGCGCGACCGAUCGUGAAGCGCUUGUCGAUACGUAGAACGAAGCCCCGGAGGAAUAGGUCGCCUCUUUCCACCCCUGCGCCUGUGUUUACUGAAGCGAAUGGUUCGACAUGGAGGAAAGACUACUUCAUGGCCCACAACGCUGACACUAGCGCUGAAGACCCGCGGUAUCCUACCCCGAACCUCUACGACAUUACAUUGGUGCUGAAUGCCGAGGCCGGAUUGGAUGCCUGGUGGUCGAAUACAGUGAAGGUACUACAUGCCCAUUUUGGCGCUGAAAGAGCCGCCCUAGCGAUACCUGGAGAUAGUACCGACCUGGAGAAUGUACCAUGGGGUCAAAAGGCAACGUAUAGUUUAUAUGGCUAUAGGACCUCUUUGUCGUCCGCUGGAGCUACAACAGGUAAUCAUGGGGCAGAAACCUCAUUAAAGGAUUCUUCUGACCGGGAAACCACUGAUGUGGACAACAAUCACAAUAACAAUAAAUCUACGAAACUGAACGGACAGGUUCUCACGCCAUCUGAAAAGCGUCCACCUAUGGUUGCACGUCAUUCAUUCGCCGGUUUCGGGAGGCCUGGAAAUAUGGGUAGCCGUGACAAAAGUGUACGACCAGAUGCACCCAAGCGGACGAAAAGCUCGUUGAGCCCUGCCACGAUGCAACAUGGAACAAAAGAUGACGAAGAGUCAACGGAGUCGGCAGAUCAUAUGCCUACCGCGACGUCAGAUCAACAGCGCUCGGAGCCCUCUGUAAAUUCGACGGAAUGUGUCCCAUGCCCAUCGGUGGCAGUUUUCCCUGUUCCUCGUGCUUUGGAAGUUGAAUCGGACCCUCUAAUAAAACGAACAGGCGUGGUGAAGCUUUUUGGAAGAACGAAACCCGCCGUGUUAACGAGACAAUAUUCUCAACAUCCGAUGGCGUCGCCUCUAUACGACUCUAUCGCGAAGCCGCCGUCGAAGGACGACACACUUCAGAACCCCUCGGCUGCUACAGUUCUUAGCGAGCCUACGACCUGCAAUGUUUCAAUUGGUCGAACGAGCAUCUGCUCUGCGUCAAGUACGAGUACUACCACACAGACGAUAACGGAGCUACCAAGGCCUUCUGUCCCUAACUAUAGUCACGAUGAUGCCUCUCCACCCAACUCUUCGUGUUCAGAUUCAUAUGAAGAGUACGAACAAGUUCCCCAGUCGCCCUGGGCGCAAUCCCCUGCUCCAUCGCCCGCCGCCCGCUCGGAUCCAGAGCAAAAUCCUUUCUUCAAUAACAGCAGCAAGAUUGAUGAUGCCUUUGCUUCGAGUCCGCCGUUACAUGAUUAUUCUACGAACCGACCUAUCGAAGCCAUUGGCGUUGAUCUUGCCAAAACAAUCAUACACAUACCCUUGAUACACUCUUCGUCGUCGAAACAACCCUCUUCAAACACAUUGAGAUUUCCUGUUGCUAUCAUUUCCAUCCUCACCUCAACUGUCCCUUACCCAGCGAACCUGAGGAAGUCUCUCGAGUACCUCCUUCCUCACCUCACUACCUCAUUUUGCCUGGCUCAACAGUACAGCCAGCUCGAAAGGCAACUCGCAACUUCAAGGACGCGGCAAUUCGGACAUAUCCUUGGACUUGGCGGAACCUUCUCCGACGCCAGUAGUGAAAUGGAAUUGGUGGCAGGGCUCAGCAGUCACGUUAACUACCGUUGGGAGAAAAUGUUUCACUGCAAGGCCAUUCAAGCAUACCGAGCCCGCUCCAGCGAUCGGAUACCAGCAGAUCCAAUUCCGCCAUGUCAGGGUCGAAUACUCCCGGCUUAG
Molecule: messenger RNA, 2430 nt
Organism: Blastomyces gilchristii SLH14081
Lineage: Eukaryota; Fungi; Ascomycota; Eurotiomycetes; Onygenales; Ajellomycetaceae
Exons: 1
Coding region: 1-2430 (809 amino acids)
Source: RefSeq, a predicted model, not a curated record